UAUCAAGGUUCUGAUCUGUUAAAACAUGUAAUAAUUCUCAAUGGAUAUUUAAAUUGAUUGAUCUGCAACGAUUGUCUGGAUUUCGAAACUUAUUUAAACAAUUUGUAGCCGACCAUUUUUGAGGACAGAGUUUGGAGGUUUUUAUGGUUUGCUCUAGUUAUGUAUCUGGAUAUAUGGACAGUUGUCUAGGUAUCAUUCGUACAUCAGCAUGGAGAAGUCUGUGAUUUUAUAAGGAAUCAGUUCUGAGGAAUGGAGGUUGGACUAAAGGCCAAGGCAUUAAUCAGAUACUUCCACGAGAACCUGCAUACAGAGCAAGCUGGCAGCCAAAUGACAGAGGAUGAAACGCGAGAGAAAGCCGUGGCUUUUCUGGCGCUGUUGAAAAAGGACGAAGAAGCAUUAGUGACAGAAGUUAAAAAACUUGUAAAAUCCAACAAAGAACUUGCCAAAUAUAUUUUUAGUGCACAGAUUGAUGGAUGGACACUAUUUCAUGCGUGUGCUCUCAGAGGAUGUCGGAAGUUAUUAAAGUAUGCCAUUAGGUCCGGUGUUGACGUCAAUCUCAAGAUGGGAGAACCGGAAGGUGUCCCCGGCGGAUGUAGUGCUUUACACAUGGCGGCUCACAGAGGUGACGUAAGCGUGAUCGAAAUCUUGACCAGUUCCAGAGCGGAUCUAGACUCCAAAGACAAUAAUGACAAGACUCCCGUAUUUUACGCAUCUCGUGCUCAUAACUCUUUAGCAGUGAAAACUCUCAGGAAAUUAGGAGCCGACAUGUCUAGUUGUGAAAACGAUGUUAUAAGAGACGCAGGCUCGCUGAGAUCGCCACUCAAUAACUUCCGGUUUCUGCCAUUUCCGGGAUGUUCCGGGUCUAGGUCGUGACCUUUAAGGAAUUCCGUCCAUGAAUCAAAUUCUCUACGUGUUCAAACAUUGUAUAUAUACAACCAUACAUUGUAAUGUGUUAAUAUUAUCAGUUUUAUUUAUUUCUAGUUUAAGUGGUGUUAUUCGUAGUUAUAUAUUUUAAAAGGGUCUUUGACUGGAAUGAAUAUGACGCAGUAAUACGAAACUGAAGCUAUAAGAAACUGUGUAUUUUAUUACAGAAAUCCAUAAACAUUAUAUAACGGCUAGGUAUACUAGCGAUGAACAAAUAUAUUAUAUGUUUAUUUAUAUUGCAAUUUUUACCGCAAAUAAACCAAGGAAAUCUGAG
Saccostrea cuccullata (small rock oyster) is the source of this 1198-nucleotide messenger RNA. RefSeq lists its product as uncharacterized. NCBI's taxonomy places the organism in Eukaryota, Metazoa, Mollusca, Bivalvia, Ostreida, Ostreidae. Gene Ontology annotation, molecular function: protein binding. The record is from RefSeq and is a predicted model, not a curated record. The coding region runs from base 250 to 873 and encodes 207 amino acids. The transcript has 2 exons.